Harpia harpyja (harpy eagle) is the source of this 3082-nucleotide messenger RNA. RefSeq names its product replication initiator 1 (gene REPIN1). Gene Ontology annotation, cellular component: nucleus. Lineage: Eukaryota; Metazoa; Chordata; Aves; Accipitriformes; Accipitridae. Gene Ontology annotation, molecular function: sequence-specific DNA binding; DNA-binding transcription factor activity, RNA polymerase II-specific. Gene Ontology annotation, biological process: regulation of transcription by RNA polymerase II. The coding region runs from base 246 to 1574 and encodes 442 amino acids. The transcript has 5 exons. The record is from RefSeq and is a predicted model, not a curated record.
GGCUGACGCAGCCGCCGGCUCCCGGGGCCGCCUUUGUCCGUGCCCGCGGCCCGGCCGGGCUGGCGGCGCGGCCCCGCUGCAGGGAAUAUCUGUCCUGGCUGCGCCGGCGCGGCUGCCCAUGGGACGGGCAUCUCCUGUGGAAUCCAGAGCAUCCCACCUCCGUCUUUCCGGAUAAAUAUUUGUGCGUGCCUUCGUCUGCCUGCCGACAGCCAGCGGCACGCGCGGCUCCAGGCUGCUCCAGCAAGAUGCCGGUGACGUUCGAGGAUGUGGCCGUCUACUUCUCCCCCGAGGAGUGGGCAGAGCUGGCAGGCUGGCAGCGGCGGCUUUACCGGGAGGUGAUGCUGGAGAACUACCAGGCGGUCGCCUCGCUGGGCUGGCCCGCUGUCAAGCCAGAGAUCAUCUGCAAGAUGGAGCGAGAAGAGAUGCCGUGCAUGCCAGCCCCUCCCAGGGCACGGUGGAGGCACCGGACCCCCGGUUCCAGGCAGGUACCGGGGGGCUGCAGGGGGGGGUCGGGAGCAGGGGGGGGGCCGUCGGGGCACCCCCGCCUCCAGCCCCUCUCGGCCCCCCCGGCCGCCGGAGAAGACCCCCCCGACGUGCCCCGAGUGCGACAAGAGCUUCAAGAGCCAGACGGCGCUGGCCAUCCACGAGCGGAGCCACACGGGCGAGCGUCCCUUCGGCUGCCCCCGCUGCGGGAAGGGCUUCCCCUCCAAGGGGGACCUCAAGCGCCACCAGAAGACCCACGCGAGGAAGCCAGACCCCCACCUCCCCGGCACCGGCCCGGGCAUCCCGGCCAAGCUGCUGCUGGCCCGGCCCCCCCCGCGGCCCCCCUGGUCCCCAGGAGACCCCACGCUUGCGCCGAGUGCGGGAAGAGCUUCGGCAAGAGCCGGGACCUGAAGAAGCACCAGCAGACGCACACGGCGGCGCGGCCCUUCUCCUGCUCGCAGUGCGGCCGCCGCUUUCGGCUGAAGCAGAUCCUGGCGUCGCACCAGAAGGUGCACGGCGGGGAGAAGCCCUUCGGCUGCGCCGACUGCGGCAAGCGCUUCGGUCAGAAGCAUCACCUGCUGAGCCACCGGCGGGUGCACACCGGCGAGAAGCCCUUCGCCUGCGGCCACUGCGGCCACCGCUUCAGCCAGAAGCACCACCUGGUCAGCCACCAGCGCAUCCACACCGGGGAGCGCCCCUUCGCCUGCGCCCGCUGCCCCAAGGCCUUCAGGGACAAGAAGACCCUCACCGUCCACCAGCGGGUCCACACCGGCGAGAAGCCCUACAAAUGCGGCGAGUGCGGCAAGACCUGCAGCCAGAAGCAGCACCUGAAGAGCCACCAGCGGGUGCACCGGGGCCUGCCGGCGGUGCCGGAGGGCGACUGGUGGGAGGUGGGGGGUCCGUCCCCGGCGGGGGGGGCGAGCGGAGGCCAAGCCCUUCCAGUGCGGCGGCUGCGAGAAGCGGUUUCGGGACGAGGGGAUCAUGCUGGCUCACCAGCGCACCCACGGCACCCCCAGCCUGCGGCCGCCUCCGCAGCCCGGCACCCCCCAAAACUGCCGCUGAGGGGCCCGUGGCGUGGCGGUGGUGGCUGAGGGGGGGGGGUCACCCAGAGCACCGACCUCCGGCUCCACCGGAGCAGCCACGCAUGAGUUGGAUGCGAGUGGCGGCCGCGGCCCCCUCCGCCACCGGCUCCGGCUGCUGCCCGAGAGGCAUCCUCGCCGGCACGGGGCUGGAUCCUCCUGGGCUGCUCCCUGGGGACGCCCCAAACAGCCGGCAUCAGGCUCGUCGGUCAUCGGCACCCCUUCCCCACCGUGCCGGGCACCGUGGUGCCGGCAGCUGCUGCGGGAGAGCCGCGGGCGCAGGACUGGCUGCCAGGGCAGGGGAAAUACGAUAAAUAUAUCACACUGCAGUCAGAAUGGUUUACGGGACAGAGGGGAGGAUGCUGCUUUAUUUUUUCCACCCAACUAGUAAAUAAAAAGCUUCUUGGUGCUGACAAAAAGUAGUGAGCUCUACGGCAGUGCGGCGUGUGCCACCGCUCACCGGCGGCAGCCCCUGUGCCUGGGUUGGGGCCGGCAUCCCCUUACUCAUCCCUAGAAAACCACUUUCCCAGCCCAUUCUCGUUGGGAGAUGGCGAGAGGCCGGGAUCUGCCGGGCAGCUGGGGACAAAGCGGCGUUCCAAGGGAGCCGGAGGGAUGCGGGCUCGUCUCGGUGAGAGGUGCAACCCGUGCCGGGGCCGCUGGACCUCCUGGUGGCCAGCUGCUCUUCCCAUCAGCUUGUUUUAAUUUUUUUUUUCAGUCACUUUUGCCCAGAGUUUCGCUCUAUUGCCCCAAAAAGCUGGAGUUGGUGGCCGUGUCAGUCAAAGCCCGGCCUGGUGUUUCAGGGGUGCCCAGGGCGUGGGGUGGGGGGCCAUCCCCUGCCUGACACCGACCCCCUUCCCGCUCGUCCCUAUGGCCUCGAGGCUCUCCGGGACACCGGCUCCCUCCGGGUCUCGGCUCCCCCAAAUACAGUCGGUCCGAGUGGCCUCGGGUGCGUCCCCACGUCACCCACCGCUCCCACAUGAGCCCACCCUCCCCAUGGCCUCUUCAGCCCCCCCAGACCGUGACCCCCAAACCCGACUUGCUCCAGGCUCGGCCCCAAACGGUCCCAGCUCACUGCGAGACCAAUCUCUAAUUAGAAAUACAGGAGGAGCAAGAAGCAGGGCAGGACCCGGGAUUAGCGGGCAGGUCUGUGCCAACAGUGAAGCCACGGGGCCAGUGACUCCCCCCGGCCCCCUCGCCGCCAGCAGCACCCUCCCCUCUGCACCUGGGGGCUGCAUCAUCCCCCCCCGGGUCCUGCCCUGCGGCUGCCAGCCGGCUGUGGAGCCACACAGGGUUUUUACCGCCCGACUUUCUGCACCCCGCUCCGGUGGGUUUGGUACAAGAUGGCAGCACCAUGUCCCCGUUGCUACCGGCAGCCGCACGCCGGAGCUGCCGCCGUCACCUCCAAGCCCACCUUAGCCCAUUUUUAAAGAUGCUGCCUUGGUUGGAGUGAUUAAUUUCUUCUUUCCAAUGGAAAACCAGCUUGUAUUUUUUUGCUUAUUAAAACUGAUAUUCCAGCGUUA